This is a messenger RNA of Symbiodinium necroappetens, 851 nucleotides long. Lineage: Eukaryota; Dinophyceae; Suessiales; Symbiodiniaceae. The record is from the annotation of a GenBank genome assembly.
AUGCCAUUUCAAGGUCUCUGUGGGAGAACUUGCCGGGAGUCCGCAAGUCCAAGCCCGCUGGAGCAAUUCGCUGCCACGCUGUCCCAGGGAGUCCGACCGCUGGAUGAAGCAUGUGAGGCAGCCUUCACAAUGUAUACAUUGCCACUGGAGGCCUUCAUGAAACUGUCUGUCGUCAAGGCGCAUGAGGAGCUGCUGCGCAGCGGCGACCUUGUCGAGUUUGAGAGGACUCAUGGACAUGCAGUCUUCGUGUCGCACCAGUGGCUUGCUGAUGAGCAUCCUGACCCAGCCGGGCAGCAGCUGAAAGUUCUGCAAGAUGCUCUCAGAAACAUGUUGUCUGGCAAGAGCCAGAUCGUCGUUCCGCCGGUGGUUGAACUGUUUGCCGGGCGUGUCUCUCCGCCAGCAGCAUCGGAACUUCGUGCCAAGCCGCUGUUCAUCUGGUACGACUAUUUCUCCUGCCCGCAAUCCUGCGCGGAUCGCCAGGCAUCUGCAAUCAGAAGCAUCAACUCUUACGUGGCUCGCAGUGCGUACUUCAUGGUCUUGUGUCCUGCGCUGAAACAUCAGCAGCAUGGAGGAAUCCUGAGCCAGGCGACCUGGGGUGGAAGGGGUUGGUGCCGAGCCGAGAGAAUGUCGCGCGAGCUGGGCCACAUUGACAGCAGUCUUAUUGUUGUGGAAAGCGCCACUCACCAGACUCUGCUGCCAGAAUUCACUUCCUUCCUGUACUCUGUCGGAGAUGGGGCUUUCACUCAUGAGGAAGACCGCCAGCGCGUGAGCACCAUCAUCGUGCAGAUGGUCUGGAGUAAGUUGCUGUACUACCUCUCGCAGGGCGAAUUGCACAACUACCGCUUCCUCUU